This is a messenger RNA of Amoebophrya sp. A120, 358 nucleotides long. The record is from the annotation of a GenBank genome assembly. Lineage: Eukaryota; Dinophyceae; Syndiniales; Amoebophryaceae.
GCGGGCGGCCGGGCGGCUUUUUUGUUGCGCGCACGCGGGCGCCGGGCGCUUCUUGCGUGCCUGCGAUGUGCCUGGCCGGCGUCGCCUUCUCCGUCCGCGCGCCUGCCCCUUCAUUGUGGCUUUUGUCCCCGUGUGUUAGUUUGGGGCGAUGGGCUGUGUAUUCAGAGUUGGCCGGGGGCCCGCGCCCGGCCGUCGCCUACUGCUCACGUUGGAUGGGCAGGCGCUAGCUGGUUUGUGCCGCCGCGUCACCAGUAACAGUAUCUAUUUGACUGCGGGGGAAAAAGGGAGACGACCAUUCAUUGUUCCGAGAGCAGGUUGGCCAGGAAUCAGACGCGCGUGCCAGCGGACUCACGCUCGC